This is a messenger RNA of Plodia interpunctella (Indianmeal moth), 1346 nucleotides long. It is a transcript of the gene Rad9, whose product is annotated as Rad9. NCBI's taxonomy places the organism in Eukaryota, Metazoa, Arthropoda, Insecta, Lepidoptera, Pyralidae. Bases 132 to 1292 code for a protein of 386 amino acids. Gene Ontology annotation, biological process: DNA replication checkpoint signaling; DNA repair; cellular response to ionizing radiation. The transcript has 3 exons. The record is from RefSeq and is a predicted model, not a curated record. Gene Ontology annotation, cellular component: checkpoint clamp complex.
GUUAGGUACUUGGUAGGCACUGAAAAGAAAAGUAAGAUAGUUGAAAAGGCGCGGAGCGCGCAUCGUUCUUUAUAAAACAUUAUAUGAAAUAUAAACACUUUUUCUGAAUCUUUGAUAUGUGGUAAAGCAAAAUGAAAUGCCAUGUACCUGGACCUAAUGUUAAAGUUUUGGGAAGAACCGUUCAUGCUUUGGCUAGAUUUGGUGACGAACUGUAUCUGGAAUCUCUUCCAGAAUGUAUUCUCCUGAGAACUUUAAAUGCUGCAGAAUCCGCGUAUGCCAUGGUGAAGUUCAACAAAAACUUUUUCGCGUAUUUCAACUAUAAUUAUUAUUCUACUGAAGACAAUGAAGGCCUCAAAUGUAAGAUUUCGAUGAAAUCAGCCUUAAAUACUUUUAAAUCACCUACUCACAUGGACAAACAGGUUGAAAAUCUAGAAAUUAAACUUGAUGCAGAUGCUUGCAAGUUGAUAUUCCAAUUAAAGUGUAAACAUGGCAUUGUAAAGACACAUUAUGUAUCAAUAUUGGAUUGCAAGGCAAUGCAAGCAGUCUAUACUAAGGAUUCAGUUCCUAACAGGAUAACAAGUUCACAAAGAAUAUUGUCAGAAGCUUUAGGAAAUUUUCAAAGUUCAGAUGAUCAAAUCACUAUAGAAGUCUCAAACCAAUCACUAGUUUUACGAAACUACAUUGACACCAGUGCAGACAUUUUAAAAAUAAUCCGAACACAAAUAAGUUUAAAGCCGGCCGAGUUUGACAGCUAUGUCAUAGGAACAGAGACCACAAUCACAUUUACUAUGAAAGAAUUUAAGGCCCUCCUUGCUUUUGCGGAAGCGCUGAGUUUGCCCAUACAGUUGCAUUUUGAGACUACAGGACGUCCAGCAGUGUUCAUAGUGCAUAAUGGGUCAACAUUUGAAGCCCACUUUGUGUUGGCUACUUCAAAACCAGAUGGGGCCACUCAGGCUAGCUCAACCCAAAACACUAGUGCAGUCAGAAAGAGAAAGGACACUAGCAGCCAGGGAUCUGCAAGAAAGAAAAUGCAUGUAGACGCAGAAAUAUCAAAGUGUUUAGAGCAAGAUUCCCAUUUGUUUAACUUCAUAGAUAUACCUCAAGAGUUAGAACUAAAUGGCUGCAAUGGUCAGAAUGGAAACAACAGUAAUAUUCAAGACUGUGACAAUAUACCCGCCUCUCCAACUUCUAAGACUAUGAUCAAAGCUGUGUUUAGGCGGUGUUUCGAAAGUACUUUUGAUCCGAGAGCAAUACAAGGUGUUGUGUUAGCUGAAAAUUCUGAUAGUGAAUGACAUUUUGUUUUUCUAUGUAAUACUAAAAUGUAAAUAAACUAUUUAAUCUCUGAA